This is a messenger RNA of Rhodotorula toruloides NP11, 609 nucleotides long. RefSeq names its product outer membrane protein, beta-barrel domain containing protein. Bases 1 to 609 code for a protein of 202 amino acids. NCBI's taxonomy places the organism in Eukaryota, Fungi, Basidiomycota, Microbotryomycetes, Sporidiobolales, Sporidiobolaceae. The transcript is spliced from 4 exons. The record is from RefSeq and is a predicted model, not a curated record.
AUGCUCGUCCCCUCCUUCGCCGCUGCCGCUCUUACAGCGCUUGCUUCGUUCGCCUCCGCUUCGCCCGUCAACUCGGCUGGCAACGGCGCACCCGCUCAGACCACUGCCAACCUCACGAGCCAGUUCCAGCCCAUCAUCGCUCCGGUUACGCCCCCCGAGUUCAAGUGGCUCUACACGGCCAUCGUCAAGUGUCCGGCCGACCUUCUUCGUGGCGACGUCGGUCCUUACGGUCAGCGCAAGGCUAUACCCAUUGUUGGAGGAUACCUCGAGGGACCAGGCAUCAACGGCACCUUCCGUAACCUCGGCGCCGACUGGGGCGUCGUCGACCCGCGUUCAGGCAUCUUCACCGCCGACACGCGCUACAAUGCCGUCCUGAGUGACGGCAGCGACCUCUACUUCAAUACCUUCGGCCCGAAGACGCAGGACGGCUCGCUCCACCUGCACAUUAAGAUCGAAACAGGCUCAGCUGCAUACUAUCACUUAAAUCACGUUGUCGCCGUCGGUGUCCUCCACAACCUCGGCCACGACGACCUCAACGUCUCGACGCUCCGCAUCGACGCCUUCGACUUUAAGACGGACUACACCAACCUGACGCUGCUUCCUGAGUGA